Molecule: messenger RNA, 1745 nt
Organism: Photinus pyralis (common eastern firefly)
Lineage: Eukaryota; Metazoa; Arthropoda; Insecta; Coleoptera; Lampyridae
Gene: TfIIFalpha
Product: general transcription factor IIF subunit 1
Exons: 10
Coding region: 123-1673 (516 amino acids)
Biological process (GO): positive regulation of transcription elongation by RNA polymerase II; transcription initiation at RNA polymerase II promoter
Cellular component (GO): nucleus; transcription factor TFIIF complex
Molecular function (GO): RNA polymerase II general transcription initiation factor activity; TFIIF-class transcription factor complex binding; DNA binding
Source: RefSeq, a predicted model, not a curated record
CAACUUGUGCACUAUUUUCUUUCUGUCAGACUGGUGACAGUUCACAGUUGUUUUAAUUAUUAUCAAAACAUACGGAAAUUCUUUCAUCAAACAAAAGAAAUUUCGUUUACGGAAACCGUGAAAUGGCAGCAUCCACAUCUUCAGCUGCCUCCUCUUCAUCUUCCUCACAACCAACUGUCCAAGAAUACAGCAUAAGGGUACCGAAAUGUUCACAAAAACGUUACCACGUUAUGAGAUUCAAUGCAACUUUAGACGUGGACAUAUCGAAAUGGACCCAAGUAAAGAUGGAACGUGAGAAUAACAUGAAGGAAUAUAAAGGACUUGAGGAGGAACAGCCAAAAUUUGGUGCAGGUUCCGAAUUCGGAAGGGAAGCCCGUGAGGAAGCAAGGCGGAAGAAGUUGGGAAUUAUGCAAAGGAAAUAUAAGCCGGACGAUCAGCCCUGGAUAUUGAAGUCCUGUAGCAGUACUGUAAAAAAAUUUAAAGGUAUACGUGAAGGAGGAGUUUCUGAAAAUGCAGCCUAUUACGUUUUUACUCACGCUGCUGAUGGUGCCAUCGAAGCAUUUCCUUUACAAGAAUGGUACAAAUUUCAACCCAUUCAACGAUAUAAAGCAUUAUCGGCGGAAGAAGCGGAGCAAGAAUUUAGUAAACGAAACAAGCACUUGAAUUUCUUUACUCUCAUGUUGCGAAAACGUCUUAAGGGCGACGAAGAAGCCGAAUUAGAUGAAGGAGAGGAGACAAAGAAGAAUUCUGGCAAGAAAACUAAGGAAUUAAAAAUAUCAGAUAUGGACGAGUGGAUGGACAGCUCUGAGGACGAAUCGUCUGAAGGGGAAGGUGAAAAAGACGAGGAGGAAAAAGAAGAAAAGAAGAAAAAGGCUAAAAAAGCUGCCGAUGACAAAAAGAAGAAGAAAAGGGAUACCGAUUUGGAAGCAGUUGAGGAGUCGGAUGAUGGCGAUGGUGAAGGCAGGGAACUGGAUUACAUUAGCGACAGUAGUGAGAGUGAGCCAGAAACCACCAAUAUUGCAGGUGUUGCUGAGGAAAAAGCUCUUAGAAAAUUGUUAACAUCUGAUGAGGAGGAUUCAGAAAAUGAUGAGUUCAAGUCAGACAAAGAGCAAAGUAAUGAAGAAGAGGAAAAUGAGAAGAAGGAGGAGAAACCUGACGAUAAUAAAGAGAAGGAUAAGAAAAAGAAAAAACCUAAGGGCAAGGAUAAUAAGAAGGAGGUGAAGAAAGAGAAACCUGAUAUAAGCAGUGACUUUAGUUCAGAUAGUAGCACAGAUGAAGAUGUUAAGAAACAAAAAGUGGACAAGAAAUCUAAGAAAGAUAAAGAAGAAAAAGAACCAAACAGCUCAAACAGUUCCAGAUCGGGCACUCCAACUGACAGCAAACGUAAAAUAAUUAAUGACGCAUUAGUUGGACCUUCCAGUAAGAAAGCUAAGCUAGAACCAUCUUUGAGUUCCAUUGCCGGAUUAGCUGAGUCCGGCAUUACAGAGGAUGCAGUGAGGAAGUAUUUAAUGCGCAAACCUAUGACAACAACUGAACUAUUGCAAAAGUUUAAAUCAAAGAAGACUGGUCUUUCAAGCGAUCAACUGGUUAAUAUUAUGACCCAAAUACUCAAGAAAAUUAACCCCAUUAAGCAGACUCUGAAGGGAAAAAUGUAUUUAUCAUUGAAGUCUUAGAGUAGUUUUUAAAUUACAUGUUUUGUUAUUACUUAAUCUUUAACAAUAAAAAUGAUUUUUAUAGUCGAAUGG